This is a messenger RNA of Gryllus bimaculatus (two-spotted cricket), 3176 nucleotides long. NCBI's taxonomy places the organism in Eukaryota, Metazoa, Arthropoda, Insecta, Orthoptera, Gryllidae. The record is from the annotation of a GenBank genome assembly.
GACAGCGGCCAGGGUGCAUUAUACAUCACAAUGUAGUUCUAUGCCUGGCCGGUAGAUGUCCGUAGCAGUCUCGAAUCAUUUUCACCUGCCGGCCGAGAGAGUUCAGGUUGCGAGCAGGAGAUUUCAAGAAGAGGGGGACGCAGGUGAGAACUCGGGCGCUGAGUUCCAGUCAGUCGACGGAGGUAUUUCGCGUCGCUCGGUAGCUGGUUGAAGACCACGCGAUUCUUACGAAGUGCUAUCGUAGCCAAUGCAACAGUGAACGUGUGUUACAGUGAUGUUUUCAGUGAUGUGAUACGAAGUUGUUUAGUGGCGUUUGUGUCGGUCGUUUUAAUUUUUUGACAGCACAUGUAGUGUGUUGCUGUACUACUGCUGUUCUACACGUGUCCAGCGGUUCGAACAUAGUGACUAUUUUUCAUAUUAUUUUAUUACAGUCUUUUGUUAACACGGCGGACCGAUGACCGACUACGAGCUCAUCAAGCGCUCCUGCCUGAAGCGGGGCGAGCUCUGGGAAGACCCCGAGUUCCCCGCCACGCAGGCGUCCGUCUUCUACCACCAGACGCCGCCCUUCCAGUUCGUCUGGAAGAGACCCAAGGAGCUAUGUAACCGGCCAGUGUUUGUGCACGACGUGCCUUCCCAAUUCGACAUCGUUCCAGGAAAAAUGGGCGACCGGUGGCUGGUGUCGUGCCUGGGCGUGCUGUACCUGAGCAAGGGCCUCUUCUACCGCGUGGUGCCGGCCGACCAGACGUUCGGCAGCCCCGACCAGUACGCCGGCGUGUUCCGCUUCCGGCUGUGGUGGUGCGGCGGGUGGGUGGAGGUGCUGGUGGACGACCGCCUGCCCACCGUGCACGGCCGCCUCGCCUUCCUGCAGGCGCAGAACUCGGACCAGUUCUGGCCGGGCCUCUUCGAGAAGGCCUACGCCAAGCUGCACGGGUCGUACGAGGCACUCAAGUACGGCACGCUGCUGGACGGGCUGUCCGACCUGACGGGCGGCAUCACGGAGAGCAUCAGCAUCCGGCAGGACCCCACCACGUGCGGCCGCAUGCUCAGCAAGCUGCUCGAGAUGACGUCCAUCACCACGUGCACCGUGCAGAGCACUGCCACGCAGCUUCGUAAUCAAGUGGAAAAAUUGGCCAAUGGGAUCCAUAUAGGAACGAACUACCGCCUGUAUGCUGUUGAAAGAGUGGAGACGUUCAGCGGGGAGCCCGUGCAGCUGGUGAAGCUGCGCAACCCGAUGGGGCCCGGCGGCGAGUACGUGGGCACGUGGGCGCGCGACUCCGUGGACUGGGACGAGGUGCCGCCGCAGGAGAAGGAGCGCCUCGCCGUGCGACACAUGAGCGACGGCGAGUUCUGGAUUUCAUAUUCAGACUUUGUGAAGACUUUUACUCAUUUAGAAGUUGUUCACUUGGACAAUACAUUCCAUAUCAAUCCACAAUUGCACCUCAUUCUCAGUGAAAUGGAAGAAGUCAUUAUAUCAUUAAAUCAGCAUAGCAUUAUGGAACCCAAAGUAAUUGGCUUCACAGCUUACUCCUUACCAAAGAAUAACACAGAAACUAUUGGUAAACAGUUUUUUAAGAAAAACAAAUCCCUUGUUAAUUCUCAGUAUACAAAUAGUAGACAGGUGAGCCAUCGAUGUCAACUAGAACAAGGUGGUUAUUUGGUACUUCCCACCACAUUUGAACCAGGACAGGAAUCAAAUUUCACUCUCAGAGUAUACUCAAGCAAACCAUUAAAAUUAAAAUUAUUAGAUACUCAUCCUUCCCUGAUUAAAUCAGCUAUUAUUAAGGCUCCACUAUCACUGGAUGGCAAAAGCUUCAGUCAAUAUGAAGCAGUAUUUCUUCAGCUGGCUGAUGAACAUCGAACAGUUAAUGCAUUUGAGCUGCAAGAACUCCUGGAUGCUUGUCUUCCUAAUGAUUAUAUCAAAAGUUGUGCUUGUAUGGAAAAUACUGGAGGAGGGCGAUUGAAAUUUAAUGACUUUAAAGAUUUCAUGUGUAGUUUGAAAUAUUGGCAGACUGCUUUCAAAAAUCAUACAAAAGAAAAGACAGGGAUAUUGAAAGCAGAAAGGCUACGGGAUGCACUUCUUGAAAUAGAUGUUUUUGAAACAAAAGAUCCUCUUCAAAAUGGCAGCAUAAAGCUCAAUCUUGCAGAUUGGUUGAAAUCAUCACUGACGUGUUGAAGCACUCCUGUACAAGUGUCAACACCAUAUUAAGUACAGAAUCUUCAAAAAGUAAAUAAAGAGUAAUUUUGUUAAUUUACUUUUUUAUAUAUUUGUUUUUCUUGUAAAUUUUGUACAUAAAAUUAAUGCACAUAAAGCAAUAAUGUUCUAUUUUUGUUUUGAUUAAACAUCCAGCUCUCAAGUUUUUGUAUUAUUUAUGUACUUAUAAACACUAUUUUUUAUAACAGUGAAUUUAAAAUGUACAGAAUGGUGUGUAUGUUGUGAAACAUCGUGAAAGAAAGUAAAUUCAUUGAAAAUGAGUUGGCUUGUAUACCUGUAUCCUUUAAAUAAUCAAAGGAAUUUCAUAAUUCAUAUUGAGAUUGAAAACUCAAAAAAUGAAACUAAACAAAAAAGAAAAUGACAUAUUUUCUGAUUAUACAAAGAAAAGAAACAAACUGGCUUUUAAGUAGUAAAAUAUUGUUCCACUUUGACAUGUAUUCGAGAAAUGUUUGUACUUAAUGUUAUGUUUAAGUAAAGAGAAUGAAUGCCACUACAAUGAAAUUGUUCAGUGGAAAUUUAAAUAUCAAUUUGUUUAUAAUAUACAUGAGGAUUUAUAUAUUAGAAAAUAUUUUUAUACUGUUAUCAAUGAACACUUGCCAAAAAUAGUUUUGUUACUAAAGGUAUUUAUUUCAUUAUUACUGUUAUUAAAUGUUUAAUUUUUGAGUAAAAAAAGAAAAAUAGAAUUAGCGGAUGCAAGUCAGAAAUCAAAUAUCACACCAAUACCUUAUCCUCAGGAAAAAUGUUAGUAACAGUCACUUGAAUAUUAUAAUGUACCAAUUAUGAUUCUAAAAACAUUUAGUUAUAGAUGGCAUUACACUUUUUUGCUCUGCUAGUGCUAUGAACGUUAUACAUAAGUCUUGCAAGCUCUCUUCUAAAGUGUAGCACUGCUCAAUGUAAAUAUGUAAUAAAAAUGUACAAAGUAAUAGGUAUAUGUGAAUAAAAACAUUUUGUUUACAAAUAAAUA